This is a messenger RNA of Eutrema salsugineum, 1102 nucleotides long. Its product is annotated as rhodanese-like domain-containing protein 14, chloroplastic. The coding region runs from base 219 to 977 and encodes 252 amino acids. The record is from RefSeq and is a predicted model, not a curated record. Gene Ontology annotation, cellular component: chloroplast. Lineage: Eukaryota; Viridiplantae; Streptophyta; Magnoliopsida; Brassicales; Brassicaceae. The transcript has 5 exons.
AGAGGGAACUUUAUCAUUUGAUCAUAACAGAUAGAAUCGACGUUGGAAAAUCGAGAAAACAAAACAAGAACCACAUGUUCAGAUUUUUUUUCAUUACGAGAAGAAAGAAGCCGCAAACUCUUCUGUCUCUUUCUCUCUUCCACUAUUCCUGCAAUUAAAUUCUCUCAUUUUCCAGGAAAUAUCUAGAAACCCACCAAGAAGAAGCUUCGAUCCAGAAGAUGGCUUCACUUACUUCAAUCGCCACGCCUUAUCGUAGCUCCAGUUAUCCUUCUUCGUCGCAGGCUUUGCGACUGAAAAUCUCCGGAAACACUCUGUUCUCUGCCGGAGUUAGAUCCCCUGCGACUUCAUCAUCGCUUCUGACGAUUCGAAACGCUUCAACGAAACCUGCGAAACCAGCAGCUGAAGUCGAUUGGAGACAGAAGAGAGAGCUUCUAUUGGAGAAAAGGGUGAGAAGUGUGGACGUGAAGGAAGCUCUACGGUUACAGAAAGAGAACAACUUUGUGAUUCUUGAUGUUAGACCAGAGGCAGAGUACAAGGAGGUGAGUAAUUUGCUCUCUGAUGUGUGUUCCCUUGUACAUUAUUGGCAAAUUCAUGUGUUUUGCUGUUUGGUUCUGAAGGGUCAUCCUCCGGGAGCUAUCAAUGUGGAGAUGUACAGACUAAUAAGGGAAUGGACGCCAUGGGACAUAGCUCGCCGUCUUGGAUUUGCAUUCUUCGGAAUCUUCUCUGGCACGGAAGAGAAUCCCGAGUUUGUUCAAACUGUGGAAGCUAAACUUGACAAAGAGGCAAAGAUAAUAGUAGCGUGUUCAUCAGCAGGCACAAUGAAGCCGACCCAGAAUCUCCCUGAAGGCCAACAAUCUAGGUCUCUAAUAGCUGCGUAUGUUCUGGUCCUGAACGGCUAUAAGAACGUAUUUCACCUUGAAGGUGGAAUCUACACAUGGAGCAAGGAAGGCCUUCCUGUUGAAACUGAAGAAGACUAACGAAAUUGUUCACUCUAGAGUUUAUCCAGUUUUGUAUAUCUGUCGAAUUCAGGUAGUUGCAUUUAGAGAUUUGGCUCUUCAGUGUGCGUUUUAAAGUUUGUAAAACUUCAGACUUUACCAUGAAA